AUGGCGCGAAGGUCUGCAUGCGCAGUGUUCGCCUGGUGCGGGGCGGCGCCACUGGCCUGCUGUCGCCUGGACGUUUGGCUGACGAGUUGGCUCCGCAGACUACUUUGACGGUCCCUUUGCAGGAGUACGUGUCCUUGUAUGAGCGGCCAACGCACGAUGGGACGGGCCACCUGCCGUUGCGCGUGAGCGAGUACUUUGGCUCCAUCUCCAUGGGCACGCCGCCACAGGACUUCGAUGUCGUGUUUGACACGGGUUCCGGGAACAUCGUACUACCAACGCUGAAAUGCGCGGAUGAGGCCUGCGAGGACCACCACCGCUUUUCCAGCGGCGCCUCGCGCAAGGGGGCCACAGCUUUCGAGCGGCUCGGGAAUUUGCCAGGGGUGCGGCUGUUGGCAUCCGAUGCGCUGGCGCCCUACUCGGGCGGCUCGCGGCAGAGGAGCCGGGGCUUCGUGACGGUCCGGGAGCCGGCCAAAGGCUUCUUCAUCGCGGGGUCCAACCUGGAGGAUCUGAACGGGAUCUAUGCAGCGGUGCGCUCGGAGGGGCUGAAGAACCUCCGUCGCAAGGUGCAGAUCGCCUACCGGAAUGACAACAGCGGAUGGGUCAUGGCGUUGAUGAAAGCCCCGCCGCAGCCCAAGCGCAGCCGGCUGAACCGGUCCCGCCUGCCGGAAGGGGUGCUCUCCAGCGAGUCGGAGGAUGACUACUACACGGAGAAGUUCGAGUGGACCUUUGUGGACCAACUGGGCCGUGAGCGUUUCGCGCACAAGGGUGACACCAUCAUCCCCGGCGCGGGAUUACGCUGGUGGCAUUUGCACCGGGAGCCGAGCCAAAAGUCAAGUGAGAAGAUGCCGCAGAUGUACUGGCACGAGUGCUUGGAGGACGCCGCGGAUUUCGAGACCGCCGACGAGGCCGAGGAUGGCUCGGAGGGCACCGCGUCGGACGCCGAGUCCGAAUCCGAGCGGCUGCCGUGGGACCCGGACGCUGGCACGAUCAUGGAGCCGGUGAAGGAUGACGAGGAUGAGCUGCCAUGGCAGGUCAUCGCAGUUCUGGACUACAGCGUGAUCCGCGACCUGCGGUACAGCCUGCGCCGCUACGAGCGCACCUGCGAGGCUGCCAGAGCUGGCGCCAACCUGCCGAAGCCGUCGCCGCACAGCUUGGAGUUCUGCUGCCAGCAGCCCCGCUGCUGGGUCUACCGUGUUGUGGCGCCCGGAGGUGUGGCGGUGCGGGUGCAGCCCAAGGGAUUCGCCAAGUCUUGUGGGCGCCGGGACUUCGGUCAGUACGUCUGUGGAAACGAGCUGGAAGGCGCCUGGCUGCGCUUGGCCGGGCCCAGCGAGGAUAGUGAGGACGAGACGGGCCAGUGGAUCUGCGUGCAGGAGAAGGGCAAGGUGAUGCUGGAGGCGGUGUCGGGCGCCGACCUGGGCCGUGGGGAGGUGCCGGUCGAAGUCGCCCUCGAUGGCGCGGGGGACUUCGACCGGCCCUUCGAGCCACGGCUCCAGGCCCCCGACUUUCAGCAGCCGCCGGAGGAGGAGCCUGAGGAGGUUCUUGACAUCAAGGACUUCGAAGACAAGGAGGAGGUGGCUGGGCGCGGCCAGGGCACUGCCACACCGCUGGCUGUGGGCUGCGGGUGUGUUCUGCAGGGUCUGGCUGACGUUGGAAAGAACGGCCAGGCUUGCACGGUCCUGAAGAUCGCAGAGGGCCCCGAGGGCCGCUGCGUGGUGCAGCUCGCUUCGGGCGCCAAGCUGGCAGUGAGGGCUCCGAAUCUGCGGCCUGAGCGGAAGCCAAACGAGCCGGAGCUGCAGCACGCCGCGAAAGUGCUGGGCCUGCCAUGGGAGGCCAGCGACGCCGGCCCGGCGACGCUCCCGCGGGGGGUGCUGCCGCGGCGGGCGCGCCUGGGGGCGGCGCUGCGGGCGGCGCAGCGGGACUUCGCGGAGGCGCCGGAGGCGCUGCUGGAGGCGCAGAAGGCCCACGACGCCUGGGCCGCAGCUUUGGGAGUCGAGAAGGAGGAGGCGGCGGAAGAGGAAGCGGUGGCGCCCCACGUCUUCGUGGAGGAGGGCGUCUUGGGCAGGAGGGCCGCCCAGGCGGCCCAGGAGGCCGUCAACCAGCAGUCCAUGAAGACGGUGGAGCUGGGUCUCAUGCAGCUGCGCCAGCUGCUCAGCGACGAGCACCGGCGCCAGGCCGCGGAGUUGGGCCUGGCCUGGCCGGUGCCGGCGGCGCAAAACCACCGCCUGCCCAAGGAGUCCCAGGAUGCCCUACGCCUGCGGCUGACACUCGUGCAGGCGCUGCUGAGGUGCCGCCAGGAGGAGCAGGCGGUCCAGGAGGCAGAGGCCUGCGUACGGCGCCACCCCGAAACCGCGGCCGCGUUGCUGUGGGCGGGCCGCUGCCUGCUGCGCACCGGACGACGGGAGCAGGGCAUGAAGUGUCUCUCCAGGGCCCUGGAAGGUGGUGGUGUGGACGUGGCGUGGGGCCGGCAGGGCGCGUCCGUGCGAUUGCAGAGCUUCGCCAAGGUCGAGCGCUGCAAAGUCUCCGCGGAGGACGCCUAUGCCUACGGGGACUUCCCUACGGCGGCGAAUCGCUACGGUGACGCCCUCGACAGCUGCCCCAGUGACGACCGCUGGGGCCGCGCCACACUGCUGGUGGCUCGCGCGGCAUGCCACCGCCGGGCCAGGGACUUCCGCAAAGCGGAGGAGGAUUGCGACGCGGCGCUGCAGCUCUUCCCCGGCUACGCUCGCGCGCUCUUCCGCAAGGCCGCCUGCCUCCUGGAGGCUGGGCGCCCCGCAGAGACCAUCAAGACCCUGGAGGCCCUGCUGCGCAUCGACCGCCAGUGGCCGGAUCUGUGCGACUGGCUGGUGCGUGCCCAUGCGCAAGCCAAACGCUUGGAGAAAGACGACCGCCGCAAGCCCAGAGGUGCCCCCACCGGAUCCACUGGAUCCAUCGGCUCCGGAUCCGCCCCCGAGUUGACAGCAUCGGAUCUCUAUGCAGUCCUCGGGGUGUCGGCAGAUGCCACGGACCAGCAAUUGAAGCGCGCGUAUCGGCUCAUGAGCCUGAAGUACCACCCUGACAAGCAGGGCGGCUCAACGCGGGACUUCCAACGCAUCGCCACCGCCUACGAGACUUUGUCUGACCCUGGCAAGCGACGGGCCUAUGAUGACGGAGCCGACCUCAAGAAGAAGGAGGAUAGUGAUGAUUCAGACCGGGAGGAGAAAUCUCUUCGAGAAGAAGUGGAGCGGAAGUACUUCCCCGAGCGCUUCAAGUACUGGCCCUUUGGGGACCCGUUCAUCGAGAAGCGCAAGCUGUACGCCCGUCGUCGAAAGGAAGCUGAGCAAAAGCACCUUAGCUGUGAUACCAACUUUAUGGAGGGGGAGGGAGGCCCUCGUGCGACGCUGGUAGUUUCGAUUCCGGCUGCAAAGAUGGCUGGAGGCAACUUCAGCGGAACGGCUGCGCAGGGCAAGGUUGAAGUGAAAGCAGGCUCCGCGGUGCAGCUGGCCCUGGAGGAUGGCACCGUGCUGCGCUCCGGCCAGGAUCGCGACACCACCACCAUCACUUACGGCACCGGCAAGCUGACCGGCGAGUACAUCCAGGACACGCUUUGCCUGCGCCAAGGAAAUGGGGCUGUUGGCCCUGCAGAUACGUCCAUGUGUCUGAAAGUGGACUUCCUCGGUGUGACGCAGGAGUCCCGGUUCCCCUUCACGGAGCUGCCCUUUGAUGGGAUCUUCGGCCUGGGACUGGGCGGCUUAUCGGCAGGACCAUCUUUCAACUUUGUCAACCGCUUGGUGGCUGCCAACCGAACCAUCAGCAACCCGACCUUCGCAUUUUUCUUGAGGCGGCUAGAUGCUGAUGAAGACAGCGAGAUCACCUUCGGGGGGUACAGGCAAGAGCGGUUAGAGGGAGAAGUCGCCUGGCUUCCGGUGCCAAAAAACGAAGCUGACGAGAAGGGGUACUGGUUAGUCACCAUGCGCGACGUGUAUGUCCAGGACAAGCCUCUCCACCUCUGCGACGGCGGAUCACGCUGUCAGGUGGCCUUGGACACCGGCACGGCGCUCAUGAUGGGCCCCCGCCGCCAUGUAGCAAGCCUCCUGCGGGAGAUGAGCUGUCAGCCCAUCCCUUCCAUUCGCUUUGAGAUGGACGCAGCUGAUGGAGGCACCUUCAACGUGGUGCUGGAGGCGGAGGACUUUGCGGAGGUGAAGGGCAGCGACUGCGCCUUUGCUUUCCAGCCUGUGGAUUUGCCGCCCAGCCUUGGGCCAAUGUGGGUCUUCGGGCAGACCGCUCUGAGGAAGUACUACACCAUCUACGAUGCCAAAAAGUGGCAGGUCGGUAUCGGCCUGGCGAAGCAUUCAGCCAAGAAGCGCCAGGGUGCGUUGGCUCAGGCUGGCGCCACCGAUGCGCCGAAGAAGGAGCCGGAGGUUUGCGAGGAUGACAACAAGAACAUGGUGUGGAACCAUCUUCCAGGAUGCAAGUCCUUUGCCUCCAUGGGCUAUUGCCACCGCUUCUCGCCGCUGGCCAGAAAGUACUGCCGCCUGUCGUGCGCGCUCUGCACAGUCGGCGACGCUUCGGCUGUGGAGCUGGUCGGCGAGAAAGAUUUGCAGGAGAGCUCCUCCGCUCCGGUUCAAGUGGCUGGCUCCGGGAUGAGCAUCUCCGGCGCACGCCGUGGUGUUGUGAAGGUGCGAACGCUCGGUCCAGAAGAGUCCUGCAGCUUGGCGCCAGCUACCAGAGCGGUGCAAGAGAGCUGGCAGUCCAGUCGGGUACCGACACUGCAGGAGUCCGGGAAAGUCGCGAACUCCGUGUCGGCCAAAGGAAAGGCUUCCAACGAAGCCCAUGGCGAUGCAGCAGGAUCCAAGGGAAAAGAAGCGAAGGUAGCAGGCAAGAAAGAAGUCGCCAAGGAGAAGGAGAAAAAGAAGGAGCCGGCGAACGGCAAGGCUGAGAAGGCCAAAGAGAAGGAUAAAGAAAACGUAAAAGAGAAGCCGAAGGAAAAGGAGAAGCCCAAAGACAAGGAGCGUGAAAAAGAGAAAGACAAGGACAGGGCGAAGGAGAAGGAGAAGGAGAAGGAGAAAGAGAAGGAGAAGGAGAAGGAGAAAGAGAAAGAGAAGGAAAAGGAGAAGGAGAAGGAGAAGGAAAAGGACAGACAGAAGGAUAAGGAGCACAAGGAGACAGACGCUUCGGAGUCGAAGCGCGACAGGAAAACAAGAGAGAGGAGCAGAAAGCGUAGGGACUACUCCUCUGACAGUGGCUACAGCAGGUCGAGAGACCGCAAGAAAAGGCGGGAGAAAAGUCGGCAUCGAGACCGAGAUCGUGAUAAGCAGCGGGAUCGUGACCGCGAUCGUGAAAGAUCGCGAAGCAGGGACGCAACCAGUCGCACAGCAAAGGCUCCAGAAUCGGCGGUGGCAGUGCGGCCGACUGCGCCUGUGAAGUCCGCUGCCGUCCGCAUCCAAGCAUCGCGGAUUGGCAUGUGGAGAGCUGUUUGCUGCCUCAAAGCCAUGCGACCCAUUGCAGAGGACCAGGAGUUGGCACUGCCGGAGGACAAAGUGAAGCCGGUGCUGCAGGUCUUCGAUCGAUAUUUCCAUGGCGAGUCCAAAAUCAGCGCCUUGGGCAAAGACGUUCUCCGGCAGGUUUUGCUGGUCAUCGGCGUUGGGGAGGCUGAGGCGGACCGGCUGCUGUCCCGGGCAGAGACCAACGAGGAAGAGGUUUGCUAUCGGGACUUCUUCAAGUUUGUCUUCCAGAAGGUCGAACAACAGGGGGAGCCGGUGGCGCUUCGGCCGCGCGUGCGGAAGCUGUCGCGGCAGGUGGAGGAGCCGUUUAUCAUCAGCUACUUCCGUCGCACCUUCGAAAGGAUUUGCCACUCCCCGCGGCAAGGGCUCACCAAGAAGCAGCUACAUGAGGUGCUGGAGAGCUUUGAGGUGAGCCUGCCGGGCCAGAACACGGAAACCUCGGAUGUGGUCGCCCACAUCUUUGAACAGAUCGACCACAACGGGGACGAGCAAAUCUGCUGGGAGGAGUUCUACACGUGGCUCACCCGCUGGGACCGGCUGCAUGACGAGAGCGAGGAGGCGGCAAGGUCGUUGUUCACCUUCCUCGACCGCGAUGCCAACGGCACCAUAGAUGCAGAUGAGAUGAUGAAUGCGCUCAUGCUGCUCAGCGAGUACGAGUCCAAAACGAAUGCCAAUCACUCAUUGGCAGUGACUCCUGCGGAGGCGGGCUUGAUUAUCCGUGACCUCGACCCAGACAACGACUCUGGCGGCAUUGACUACCACACCUUCUUGGAGAUUUUGCGCGCCGCCCGCGCGCCGGAGGUGAAGAAUCAGCUGCCGCACCUGGUGCUGAACUUUGAUGUGAACAACACAGUGGUCAUGUUGGAUUCUGCCACGGGCGCCGACUCCAAGGGCCUCAUUUGUAUGGUGCUGUCCAACUCGGCCUGGGGGCAGAUCCACUACGACUCGGCCGGCGUGGCGCUGAGCUGGGAGUGCCGCUGCUCGGAGUUGAGCCCGGAGCAGCCAGAGACGGGGCUCCACACCUACUCGGAGUUUGUCGUGCUGCAGCACCCCUUCCCCGCGAAGAGCGCGGACAAGGCGGCCUGGCGUGCGGCUGCGGAGGAGGUGAAGGCUGCGCGGAGGCAAGCCCUUUGGGCCUUCACAGACGCUGGCAUGCCCGGGGAGGCCUUCCAGCGUGACGUGGAGCUCAUGGAGCAGCAGCUGCAGCUGCCCCCCAACCUGCGGAGCUCACAGCUGGCGAAGCUCGCGGGGCUUGGGGACACCGUGCAGCUGCUGCCCUCCUUCCUUCAUUUGCUGCGAGAGCUGAAGCGGCAGGGCCGAAGCUUCACUCUGAUCUUCCGGACCUUUGGGAAUGACCUGCCGAAGUUGCAGAAGGAGCUGCAAGCCUUGUGCGAGGGCUGGCACCCCUUGUUCAGCCAUGAGCCGGAGGUGGUCCUGGACGGCUCUGAUGGGCAGCCGGACUACCGCAUGAAGAUGGACUCGGAGGGCUGCGGCACCUUUUUCCGGAACCCUGGCGAGGAGGACUUCAUUGCACUGGUCAUGGGCACGAUCGAUCAACCCAAGACUAUGGAGGAGGGUUUGGCGUAUUGCCGAGAUCGAGCUGGCGUAGCCAUCCAUGAAGGGGUGAACCAAGUCUUCAAGCAGUACAACAAACUGUCGACCCAGCAGCGCACCUUUGCUCUCAGGGAUUACUACCCAGGCUGGGCAGCGACGGGCAGUACCUCUCGUGGAGGCAAGCCCUUCUUCCUAAGGAGACUGGAUGCGGCCGAGCACUGCAUUUUUUUUGACGACCACAUCAGUCCGCUGGAUGCGAAGAUUGUGGAUCCCGUGGACGCGCACCUCUGGCCCCGGCGCUUCAGCAGCGCGCAGCUCUUCGGCGCCCACCUGGUGCAAGCGCAGCCCUUGCUUUCCAUCCGCGACAGGGACUACUUCGUGAAGUGCCUGCAGAGUUGCGAGGAGGCGCGUAGCGCCAAGCUGCAUCGCUGGCACAAGCUGAAGCGAAUGGUGGCGGACCUGGACGGAGUGCGGAAGGUGCUGGCGGGCUUCAUCGACAGCUCCCUGCCCCGCAACACCGCCUUCCGGCCCUGGAGCCACAGUCGCCAAGUGGCGCGGGCCCAGCAAGUGCCCACCUUCGAGGACGAGUUUGAGUUGCCGGCUUUGUCCUGA
Messenger RNA from Effrenium voratum, 7646 nucleotides. The record is from the annotation of a GenBank genome assembly. Lineage: Eukaryota; Dinophyceae; Suessiales; Symbiodiniaceae.